AUGUCCAAGCCGGCUCUCAUCUUUGCGCCCGGCGGGUGGUGUCCCCCGAAUAUCUUCGAUUCUCUGAUCGAGAAGCUCGACGACUACGAUUGUCACACUGUGUCCUUCCCAUCAGUCCAAGACCCAUCUACCGUCCAAGACCUGGAGCCAGAUAUUGCCGCCGUCCGUUCUCUCGUCGAAAAAGCGGCUGAUGCCGGCCAAGAUGUGUUCGUCGUUGCGCAUAGCUGGGCCGGGGUACCUGUAAACAGUGCCUUGGAUGGGGUGGCCAAGUAUGAGCGCGAAUCCUCAGGCAAAAAGGGCGGUGUUGUCAGGAUAAUUUUCAUUUCCGCAGUCAUUCCUGCUCUUGGAGAGAGUCUUGUCGGGUUAUUUGGUGGGGCUCCGCCGCCGUGGUUUGUGCGAGAUGAGCCGAAUGGGACUGUCAUGCCUAGUGAUCCUCAGGUGCUCUUCUUCCACGAUGUACCCGAUGGGGCAGAAUGGGUCAAAACCCUCCGGCCGCAUGCCUGGGUCACGAAGACCGCCCCCGCUACAAAUGCUGCGUACUUAGAGCUUCCAGCUUCUUACCUUCUAUGUGAAGACGACCAGGCUUUCCCUUUACCCGUACAGCAUGUCAUGGUGGAACGUGCAAAGCGUAAGGGUGGCCUUAUCACGACAGAAAAGAUCAAAGCGUCACAUUUCCCUUGGCUUUCACAGGCCGACGAAGUGGCCUCUUACAUCCGCAGACAGACCGUUGAGACGGACUAG
Messenger RNA from Penicillium manginii, 741 nucleotides. RefSeq names its product alpha/beta hydrolase. Bases 1 to 741 code for a protein of 246 amino acids. The transcript is spliced from 2 exons. The record is from RefSeq and is a predicted model, not a curated record. NCBI's taxonomy places the organism in Eukaryota, Fungi, Ascomycota, Eurotiomycetes, Eurotiales, Aspergillaceae.